Molecule: messenger RNA, 3165 nt
Organism: Sitodiplosis mosellana (orange wheat blossom midge)
Lineage: Eukaryota; Metazoa; Arthropoda; Insecta; Diptera; Cecidomyiidae
Product: zinc finger MYM-type protein 1-like
Exons: 2
Coding region: 768-2996 (742 amino acids)
Molecular function (GO): protein dimerization activity
Source: RefSeq, a predicted model, not a curated record
CGCGCAGGUAAGCAAAUCAUUUUGAAGGUGUUUCUAUUCUAGUUCAAUAUUUCAAUAGUACAGUCUCUGAUACAAAUUAACAACUUAAUUUUAAAACAAACAUUAAAUAAAACGAAUUACAUACGUAAUCCAAACUUUUCCGCUCCGCAGCAAUUUAGUUUACCUCCCGCUUAAUGUUUAACCAAAAUUUCAAUGGACCCUUUUUUCAUAGCAUUUUUGACCUUAAAAUAUAACUAUUUCGACCAUUUUCCAUACAAAAGCGUCAUUUUCGAACAAAAUUUCACAAAUUUCAAGAAAUGUUGAUUUCCAGGGCCGUAGCCAGUAUGGGUCGUGGGCUGGCGCAGCCAGCCCACGCGACUUUUGCGCCAGCCCAUACGGUUCUGGCGAAACAUUUUUCAAAAAACAAUUGUUCUUGUGUUUGGACGCGCUACCGUUUUUGUCCAAUUUUCGAUUAUUCGACAGUGUAAUAAUCAAGUUCAUUUCCAUGAAAUGUGAUCGUUGCCAAUGUAUACAGAACAUAAAAAUAUGAGUAGUCAAUAAACGAAAAAUAUUUUGUAAACAUUUGCAACGCAAUCACACUUCAUGGAAAUAAACUUGUUUAAUGCAUUGUCGAAAAUAAGGCAAAAACAACGGCGCGUUCAAACAUUAAAAAAGAUAGGAGAUAAAGAUUUAUUAUUAAAUAAGAAAAUAUGAGCCUUCAAUUGAAGUAUGAAAUUGCAAAUUCAAAUGCAAAUUCUCAUUCGUGAUUCGGUUUUCAAUUGAGCAACAUGAAACAAAAUAAGCAGGCGCGAAUUAGCGAUUUGUUUGGGAAAAACACAUCACAAAAUGCUGCUGUUUCAAAUGACAAUACUGAAAGUGCGACGUCGUCUUCAACAAAUGUGCGUAAUAUUCCGCAAACGGUCGAGCUGGUACAGCCGGAACCAACCGAUAUUUCAAAAAUUGGUGCAGAAUACAAAAAGCAAGUUUUCCAAACGAAAAAAUUUCCAAAAGACAAAGACAACCGAAGUUUUCAGCCACGAUGGACAGAUAGAUACGAUUGGAUUGAAUAUUCUGGGCAAGUCGAUGCCGUUUAUUGUUUUGCUUGCAGACAAUUUGGAAAAUCCACAACAAAAGAUGAUGUAUUCAUGAAAACUGGUUUCAAGUCAUGGAAAUUGGCUCUUCAAAAGGGCAAAGGCUUUGAUAAACACAACGAAUCUACACAGCAUAAAGAAAAUUUAGCGUCAUGGAGAGAAAAAGAGGCACGUAGUCAAAAUUCAACUCAAAUUUCGCGUCUCUUAUCGAACGAUGUUAUUGAAAAACGACAGUAUUAUGUGAAAUCAUUAAUCCGUAUUGUUAAAUUUCUCGCAUCACAUGAACUGCCAUUUCGAGCUAAUUAUGAUGUCGAUACGCACAAAGAAAUUGGUCUCUUCACAGAGCUACUCGAAUUCACAAUGCAAACAGAUGAAAAGUUAAAAGAAUGCUCAGCUGUCAUACCGAAAAACGCCAUGUACACAUCACCUGAUAUACAAAACGAGCUGAUUGCAAUAAUGGUUGAAAUAGUGCGCGAACAAAUCAUUGCUGAAGUGAAUGCUGCAGAUGGAUUCACUCUAUUGGUGGAUGGUACUAAAGACAAAAACAAAAAUGAAAUAAUUUCAAUUGCAGCACGAUAUGUGCUUAAUUCAAAACCAAAGGAAUCUUUAAUAUCUUUCGAGAAAAGUGACAGUCUUUGUGCCGAUCCAAUGGCAAAUUUUAUUUUGGUGAAAUUAAAAGAGUUCAAGUUGGAACUCAUAAAACUACUUUGCCAAUGCUAUGAUGGUGCCAGCGUAAUGAGUGGUGAACACGGUGGAAUUCAAACGAUCAUUCAACAAAAAUUGGGACGAACCAUUCCGUACGUUCAUUGCAUGAAUCAUCGUUUACAUCUGGUUGUGAUUGCUGCAAUCGAAGAUAUUCACGAACCGUCAUUGUUUUUUGGUCAAAUCAAAAUAAUAUAUAAUUUUUUUUCGCGAUGGAAAGUAAAACAAGUAUACGAAGGAACCAAAAUUUCUAAAGUGAUUCAGACACGAUGGUCAGGCCAUAAGCGUGCGAUUGAUGCUGUUUUUAACAACUACACAGAGAUUGUCAACGCAUUGCAUGAAAUCAAAUCGGGAACAAAAUUUAAAUUUGACGGUGAAGAUAUGGCACUCGCUAUUGGAAUAUUAAACGCAAUUCAGCAAUAUGAUUUUUUGUUCAUGCUCUUGUUUUUGAAAAGGGUAUUGGAUGUUUUGGAACCAGCAAAUAAAAUGUUGCAGUCACGUGAAAUGAGCUAUGUAACAGCAUUACCAUUGAUUAAUUUUACUAUCGACGAAUUGAAAAAGUUGCAAAGUGAAGAAAGUCUCCAUGAAAUCGAAAAAAAAACUGACGAGUUUAUUUCUGCAAAUAAUUUAUCGCCGAUUCGAACAAACCGAGCUACACGACCAUCAGUAUUGUUAUCGGAAUAUGUAGUAACAGAAACAACAGGCCAAAGAAAUCCCGACCAAAUAAAAAAUGUAUACGCUGAAGUCAUAAAUGUGUUGAUAAAAGAAAUGGAGCGUCGAUUCAACGAAAACGAUACGAUUUUGCAAGCAAUAAGCACAUCAAAUGAAAUGAAUCUAAAAUCACUCGAGCCGCUUUCAUCAAUUGGUAUUGAAAUGCCAAGCGAAGCCGAAAUGGAAAUAGCAAAAUCAUUCGUUGAGAAGAAUAAGAGUGUUGAAGGAAAGGAUGAAGCUACAAUAUUGACUUUGCUUGAACCAGUAAAAACUGCUUUCCCAAAUGUUUACAAACUGUAUUGUUUAAUCUAUACAUUUGCAUGUAGCACUGCAAUUUGCGAAUCGUCAUUCUCCGCGCUAUCGAGAGUCGAUAUUGUCAAACGGUCAUCGAUGAAUAGCAAACGUUUAUGCGACCUUUCAUUUUUAGCUUACAAUAAACAGAUUUUGAACGAAGUGAGCGAUGAAGCAAUUAUGCAAAAAUUCAGUAAAGAUAGUCGACGUAUAAUGUUUUAAAUCGAUUUCAAUUCUCCAUAUCAGAACAAAAUGUUAAAGUAAAGCGAAAUAAUUAACUGAUCAAGUAAACAAAACAAAACAAAUAUAACAGAAUGAAAACUUUCAGAUAAUAUUAGUACUGGAUAUCAUUGUGGUUUCAAUACAUAAAUAAAAUUUAACUCUGAAACAA